CCUCUAAACCUAUUCCUCAAACCCUUUUGUUGCAAUGUUACAUCUUGUUUUAAUUUUUGGAGACACAAAUAUUUGUUAUAAUGAUCAGAAAGAACAAAAGAAAGAACAAAAUUGUACAUACAUUAUAAUAGAAAUACAGCUUUAGAUAUGAUGUAAUUAUGUAAAGAUCUUUAGCUAAAGGCCCGUAAACAUUACUGUAUAUGUAAUGUAAACCACACCCUUUUAUUCAGGUAUAUAAUGAUCCUCUACAUCAAUUACUCUUAAUUCAUCUGGAUCAGCUAUGGCACUGUACAUCUCUCUGAUUUUUAUCACUCUAUUCUGCUUCAAAGCUACAUUACAGGGGUCUACAAAUGCAACCAAGUGUUACACCUGUGGUAUCUCAGACACAAACUGCUCAAAGACUGUGGUUUGUAACGGUGAUGAGAAGCAAUGUUUCAGCGCAAAAGUUAUCUUAGUUAAAUUCAAAGGCUGUAUAAGCACAUGUAAUAUAUCGAACAUACCUGGCUCUUCUACUGUAACAUCAAUGACUGACUUAAAAUGUUGCUCCGAAGACCUGUGUAAUGAUGCCCAGAGUUCGACCCAGAGUUUGGUGUUGCUGCUGCUGCUGGCUCCACUUCUUUACAUUCUUCUGAUCUGAGAUCUGGGGGUUUUAGGAGGUUGGGGGUUUUAGGAGGAUAAUUUAGUGUAAUUCUUUCUUCCAAACUUUGUUUUAAAGACCUUCCUUUGCAUAAUCAAGUGUACAAUUUUAAAUCUAAAAGAGUUAUAUAAAUGCAUCACAUUAAUAUUACAUGUAUAUGUAGAUAUGCAACACUAGUGGACAAGAGUUGGCUUGCAGAGAGCAAAACUAGAAAGAGAAAUGUUAAAGUCGACCAAAGUGUUGUGUUUUGUGUUUUUAACUGUUAAGAUAACAACGGGAUAUAUGCCUUGAUACUAUAUUUUGUGAGGGGUCUGGCUACCGAUUUGCAUUCUAAAUAUUGCCAGAAACUGGAAAAUGAAAACUAACAACAAACCAAACCCUAACAUUAACCCUGAAGGUAACUUGAGAGUGCCGAUCCGUAACCAGACCCUGCAGAUGCCUGUUAGUUUUUCUAAACUCAUUUUACAAUUUCUUCAAACUUAAUUUAGUUUACAAUAAAUAAAUAACAUGUUAACUUCCACUGUGUUUAC
Molecule: messenger RNA, 1167 nt
Organism: Misgurnus anguillicaudatus (oriental weatherfish)
Lineage: Eukaryota; Metazoa; Chordata; Actinopteri; Cypriniformes; Cobitidae
Source: RefSeq, a predicted model, not a curated record